AUGCUUACAUUUGACAUCAUCACAAAAGAAACUUGUAAGCCGAACGUCAAACAUUUUGAGGGAAUUGCUUGGUAUACUUUUUAUGAUUUUCAUUCACUAUUCUACGAGAGUAUCAUUAACAAAAUUUUAUUGGAAAAUCCAAAGGAAGGGAAAGUUGACUUGGUAUCUUUUCCACUUGGUGCAAAGAGA
Molecule: messenger RNA, 189 nt
Organism: Entrophospora candida
Lineage: Eukaryota; Fungi; Glomeromycota; Glomeromycetes; Entrophosporales; Entrophosporaceae
Source: the annotation of a GenBank genome assembly